Molecule: messenger RNA, 1368 nt
Organism: Acanthamoeba castellanii str. Neff
Lineage: Eukaryota; Discosea; Longamoebia; Acanthamoebidae
Product: RapGAP/RanGAP domain containing protein
Exons: 11
Coding region: 1-1368 (455 amino acids)
Biological process (GO): activation of GTPase activity; regulation of small GTPase mediated signal transduction
Cellular component (GO): cytoplasm
Molecular function (GO): GTPase activator activity
Source: RefSeq, a predicted model, not a curated record
AUGUUCCUUUCGCUGGCGUAUGAUUGCUGGGUGCAGGAGCAAGUGGGCAACGCGUUGGUGAACGUGGUGGAGGGCUACAUGAUCGAAACGGGCAGGCGCACGGUCACGCCCGAGUUGGCCGAGAACACAGUGUACAACCCCGACCUCAGUUACACGUGGUAUGUGGACUAUUUCAAGGGGAAAGAACACGAAAACUACAUCGGCUCCGAUCUCGAGUUUGGCACGGUGGUGGUUUCCAUCAUUCACGAACAAGACGAAGGGCACAAAAACAUCAGGGCAAUCAUUCGGACAAAACACUGCGACGUGACGAGUCUGAUCCCCAAGGCGGACUUUGGGACGAACACCUUCAAGAAGACGUCGGUGCGAGAGAUCGUGAGGACGGCGUGCCCCGCCCUGGCCGACAAGUUGCCCAAGGUCAACUACAAACUAAUCAAGAACCCGGCCUUGCACCUGGAGCUAGAAAAUUUUGAAACCAAACAGGUGAUUAAGAACUAUAAGAUCGGCGUAUUGUAUUGUAAAGAAGGUCAGUCCCAGGAAGACGAAAUGUUUUGUAACGAAUACGGGAGCGAGGCGUUUGAACAGUUCCUGGACUUUUUGGGGGAUCGGGUUGAACUGAAUGGGUGGAAGAAGUAUCGGGCAGGCCUUGAUGUAAAUGGUGGCAGCACGGGCACUCAUUCGGUGCACACACAAUGGAACGGGGGCGAGAUCAUGUUUCACGUGUCCACCCUCCUGCCCUUCACGCCAGGCGAUCCCCAGCAGAUCGAGAGAAAGCGCCAUUUGGGCAACGACAUCCUCAUGAUCGUGUUCAAGGAAGGCAACGGGCCUCCAUUCUCUCCCAACACCAUCACAUCCGAGUUCAAUCACGUGUUCGCGGUCAUAACGCCCACGGAGAUAGACGGCAGCGACUUGAGGCUGAGCGGUGGCACCACGCCACGGCGACUAGCCGCCGACGAGGACGAAGAGAGUCCCCGGUCCAACCGCUUCACGGCCAAGGGUCCCGCUGCGGCCGCGGCAGCAGAGAACAAGUCCAAAGCGGCGCGCAUGUCGCGCUCGCCGCCACGAAGACGGAAGCAGGACAACGCCAUCUCCAAGGACAAGGGCUCGCGCAAAUCCGUCAUGACGCGGUCGCCCACAAAGAAAGACAAGGAGGUGGCCUACAGGGUGGCGAUCACGCGCAAGGACGGCGUACCGUUGUACGGGCCGCACUUUGAAGGCGACGUCUUCCCUCGGAACCAGCAGUUCAGGGACUUCCUUUUCUAUAAACUGACCAAUGGUGAGCGUGCGGCCUACGACGCGCCUAUCUUCAACAGAAAGAUGACGCGAGUGCGCGCGGAGCUGCUGAAGCACUUGGAGAAGACGUUCGCGUGA